Salvelinus sp. IW2-2015 is the source of this 1010-nucleotide messenger RNA. Its product is annotated as integrin alpha-IIb-like. The transcript has 7 exons. Gene Ontology annotation, molecular function: integrin binding. Lineage: Eukaryota; Metazoa; Chordata; Actinopteri; Salmoniformes; Salmonidae. Gene Ontology annotation, biological process: cell-cell adhesion; integrin-mediated signaling pathway; cell-matrix adhesion. Gene Ontology annotation, cellular component: integrin complex; external side of plasma membrane. The annotation marks the transcript as partial. The record is from RefSeq and is a predicted model, not a curated record.
UUCAACUCAUAUCAACAACUCUGCCCUAUCUAUGACAGCCCUCUCAACAUUACUGUGCAAGUUCCCUGCCUUGCGGAAAACAAACGAAGAUGAUAAGGAUCACUCACAUAGGAAGAACACAUUUGGCAAGACAUUUGGAUGACAGUUUCACUUGCAGUGAGGGUACUUUCCUUUAGGUGAGGGAGUUGACGGAGCUAGAGAAGCGUUAUAGCUGAAAAAGAUGGAGGAACACCGCAUUCAUACAUCAAUACAAAUGAUGGGUCUCCUGCUAUUUGCUCUCCCACAUUACUCUGACACCUUAAAUCUAAACCUGGUUAACUUCAUUGAGUUCUCUGGCCCUGAGGGAAGCUUCUUUGGCUUCUCUGCAGAUUUCUAUCAGUUUAGCAACAAAACCAUCAGUGUUGUGGUUGGGGCCCCCAGAGCCAACACCAGUCAGCCAGGAGUCACUGAGGCGGGGGCUGUGUAUCUCUGUCCCUGGGCACAGACAGGAAGGGCCUGUACUACCAUGACCUUUGACACAAAAGGUGAUGAGGUUAAUCUUCACCAGAACUUAGUGAUAAGUUCUUCAAAGUCCCACCAGUGGUUUGGCGCUACUGUGCGAUCCUCUGGAAACUACAUUGUGGCCUGUGCCCCCCUGUUCCACUGGAACGUGGUAGACGUGGGUGAACGUGAUGAGGCCCAGAACACUCCAGUGGGGAACUGCCUAGUGUUGAACACACUGACAGGGGAAACGGUCAACUUCUCCCCCUGCAGAGACGUCAUGACUGAGAAGGUUUACAAAGCCCGGAAGUACAAGAACGACAGACGAUACUGUGAAGUGGGAUUUAGCUCCGACAUAACAAAGGAGGGAAGGCUCCUUAUUGGUGCCCCUGGAGGCUACUACUUUCAAGGUCAGAUCAUCAGUGCAGGACUGCCUGACAUUGUCAACAGUGCCAAGAGCCAGAAUGCCAAACCUUAUGUGGCUGGACAAACCCAUUCCCCUGAGACUGGUGGAUACAAUCAUUACCAUG